AUGGUGACCGUCAGCAAGUCGCACUCGGGCGCUGACCCUGUUCCGCUCCCUACGUCCCCCGAGCCCGGUUCCAACUCUCCGCCCUCGAAACGAGAUUUGGCCUCAUGGUGGAAGCAGUUCAAGCGGAGCACUAGGAAGGAUGAACUGAAAGACCCUCCCCGCGGAAUCUUCGGUAUUCCGCUUAACGUCAGCAUCAAGUACGCCAAUGUGGCAAUUUCAUUGACCAACGAUCACGGCGAAAGCUUCAUUUAUGGCUAUGUGCCGAUUGUUGUCGCUAAGUGUGGCGUCUUCCUCAAAGAAAAAGCAACGGACGUGGAGGGCAUCUUCCGCCUCAAUGGAUCCGCCAAACGCAUCAAGGACCUCCAGGAGGUUUUCGAUUCCCCCGAACGCUACGGGAAAGGACUGGACUGGUCAGGCUAUACAGUUCACGAUGCUGCAAACGUGCUCCGCCGAUAUUUGAACCAGCUCCCCGAGCCCAUCGUGCCUUUGGAGUUUUACGAACGCUUCCGUGAGCCGCUACGGACCUACCAGAAACAAGUUCAGGAAGACAAAGAGACGCCGGAUGCCGAAAAGUUUGACCACGCAAAGGCUGUGGAGACUUACCAACGACUCAUCAUCGAGCUCCCCCCGUUGAACAAGCAACUGCUGCUCUAUAUCCUCGAUCUUCUGGCCGUCUUUGCAUCAAAGUCUGAUCAAAAUCGCAUGCCAUCGGGCAACCUCUCGGCGAUCUUCCAACCCGGCAUGCUGUCGCACCCCCAGCAUGACAUGUCACCCGAGGAAUACAAACUGAGCCAGGAUGUUUUGAUCUUCCUGAUCGAGAACCAGGAUCAUUUCCUCUUCGGUAUGAGCGGCACGGCGGCCGAUGAGCAGACUAUGAAGGAGGUCGAAGCAGGAAUCCCACCGCGGCCUACGUCCCACUCGACCGUCCGACGAUCUGUUUCCAAUGCCAGUGCCAACACAGAAAGCCAUCGCAAGCUGGACAAUAUCCGGAGAAAUGUCUCUGUUUCGUCUCGCAAUUCCCGCCACUCGAACAACGCUCCAAGCCCUAGUACUCCUACAUCGAUGGCCGGUGGUGGUGGUGUUCACCGAAGCAAUACCCUUCCAUCAAAGAUGGGUCCCGUUCUCACCUCUGCGCGCUAUGCCCGAGCCACCGAAACUGGCUCGAGUAACCCCUCCGGACUCGUUGUUUCUCAUCAGAGCUCUCAAUCCACCAGCCGCACGCCGUCGGUACGUGAAGAGACUGAGCCCGUGUCUGAGCAGAAACCUGAACAAAAACAUGCGGAACAACAUGUCGAACAGCAGGAAGAGCGAAACCCCAGUCAAACAGCUUUGGUUUCAUCUACUGGCGGAACCGCUUACGUUCACACUACUACCCACGGCCCCAUACCCCCGGCAACUGCUGAAAGUCUGAGCCUCAGUGAGACCCCGAGACCCCAGGAGAACUUGCAAGCCCCCGUCUCUUCACCUCCGGCAGUUGUCACUCCCAGCCGUGAACGCAAGCUUUCAAACUUUUUCACCAAGUCACCGCCCCCCGAGAGCGAAAAAGAGCCACGACAGCCAAACAGGUUGAGGAAGAAGAGGAUUCCUGGUAGCGCAAGCAUCAGCGCCCAAAGCUCGACCAAUUCCCUCCAUGGCCACGGCGUCGAUCACAGCGUGGACCAGGAACCGAAGCACGAGAAUCAGUCUGUGGAUGUUGCCAUCGGUGAUACCACUCCCAGGCCGCCGAAUACCGCCACGCUUGCUAACCGAGACAACCCGUCCGACUCGAACCCGGCCUUGGUAGAGGGCAAUCUUCAACAUCAUACCGAUCACUCCCUCAAACCUCACCAAUCACGCACACCCUCCAUGAACUCUCGUUCUUCUUUCACUGACCAGUCCGAUCUGGAUCAACCUGAUGACGGUUCUCGCCAAGAGCGUCGUGAAAAUCGGCGGAGUUGGCGGUUCCCGCGAUCAUCAAAACGCACUAGUGAGCAAGUCGGCCUUGGCCUUGCCUCUCCGCCUCUGAUGGCCACCAAUCCUGGCGCCGAGCAAAGCACCAGUUCAAUUGGGAGUGGACACAAUCCAGUCUCCGAUCCCUCUAGUCAGCCACUGAGCUUGGAUGCCGGCAUUCAGGCCAGUUCCUCUGCUGGAUCGGAGGGCGAAAAGAAGAGCUUAUUCGGCAAAUUCAAGGCCAAGGUUGCCCAAGUCCGGGACGGUGUGAAGGACGAGCUUGAACGCACAAAGAGCCCAACCCGAUCGGAUCCCGAUCCUUCGCUCACCAGUCAACCGCUGUCUCCCGCCGCCACCGCUAGCGAGCCAACAAAUGGCAAGCCUGCUUCGAUUGACAUACCGAGAGAACAGCCCAAGGAGGAGCCUGUUCGGUCACCUGUAUCCCCACUGCCUGGUGCCGGUUUUCCACCUUCAAUACCCGAGGAGCCGCAUAGUCCAGUGGCGGCUGUGGCCGCGCCAGCCAGUGAAAACGUUGAACCUGCUCAAGUACCGGCCAGCGAAUCUGUGCCUACAUCCGAGCCUACGAUAUCUCACGACACCCCGAAAGAGGCAGCUGGACCGUCUACACCAACUGCCUAA
Penicillium canescens is the source of this 2568-nucleotide messenger RNA. RefSeq lists its product as uncharacterized. The coding region runs from base 1 to 2568 and encodes 855 amino acids. The record is from RefSeq and is a predicted model, not a curated record. The transcript is spliced from 3 exons. Gene Ontology annotation, cellular component: cell cortex. NCBI's taxonomy places the organism in Eukaryota, Fungi, Ascomycota, Eurotiomycetes, Eurotiales, Aspergillaceae. Gene Ontology annotation, biological process: regulation of fungal-type cell wall organization; activation of GTPase activity; signal transduction. Gene Ontology annotation, molecular function: GTPase activator activity.